CCCCGCGGCGCUGAGCCCUCCUUCUCCUCGUGCCUCCCAGAACCUUCCAGUGUGAAUCUGUCCGAGCAGCGCUGCAAAGAUGAUGGGCCAGCAGGUUUUAGUGCUCAACCAGAACAUUAAGAGAGAGUCAGGACGUAAAGUCCAGGCUGGAAACAUCAACGCUGCAAAGACCAUUGCCGAUGUGAUCCGGACCUGCCUCGGCCCCCGGGCCAUGAUGAAGAUGUUGCUGGACCCCAUGGGAGGAAUCGUGAUGACCAACGAUGGAAAUGCCAUCCUCAGAGAGAUCCAGGUCCAGCAUCCUGCCGCCAAGUCCAUGAUCGAGAUCAGCCGCACGCAGGACGAAGAGGUCGGAGACGGGACCACUUCAGUCAUCAUCCUGGCUGGAGAGAUGCUGUCUGUAGCUGAGCAGUUCCUGGAGCAGCAGAUGCAUCCGACCAUCAUCAUCAGCGCCUACCGCCAGGCUCUGGAGGACAUGCUUGACACGCUGAAGGAGAUCAGCACCCCAGUGGACACGUCGGUCCGCUCCAUGAUGCUGAAGAUCGUCCACUCGGCCAUCAACACCAAAGCUCUGAGCCGCUGGUCCGAGCUCGCCUGCAGCAUCGCGCUGGACGCCGUCCGCACGGUGGAGCGCGAGGACAACGGACGCAAAGAGAUCGACAUCAAGAAGUACGCCAAAGUGGAGAAGGUACCCGGGGGGAUCAUCGAGGACUCGUGCGUGCUGAAGGGUGUGAUGGUGAAUAAAGACGUGACUCACCCCAGGAUGAAGCGUAUGAUCAAAAACCCCCGAAUCAUCCUGCUGGACUGUUCUCUGGAGUACAAGAAGGGGGAGAGCCAGACUGAUAUAGAGAUCAGUAAGGAGGAAGACUUUGCCAGGAUCCUGCAGAUGGAGGAAGAAUACGUCCAGCAGAUCUGUGAGGACAUCAUCCGCCUGAAACCAGACCUGGUGUUCACCGAGAAGGGGAUCUCAGAUCUGGCGCUGCAUUACCUGGUGAAAGCCAACAUCACCGCCAUCCGCCGCGUGAGGAAGAGUGACAACAACCGCAUCUCCAGGGCGUGCGGCGCCCGUAUCGCCAGCAGGACCCGUGAGGAAGAGCGGUACGGGGCGUGAGGAAGAUCGGUGACGGUGCUGGGGACCCCAAAGGGGGCACCAUCCUUCUGAGGGGGCCAGCAAGGAGAUCCUGGCUUACUGGGGGGCACCAUCCUUCUGAGGGGGGCCAGCAAGGAGAUCCUGGCUGAAGUGGAGAGGAACCUGCAGGAUGCCAUGCAGGUGUGCCGUAACGUGCUGCUGGACCCCUUCCUGUUGCCGGGGGGGGGGGCCAUAGAGAUGGCGGUCUCUAAGCGCCUGAUGGAGAGGUCCCGGGCCCUGACCGGCAUCGAACAGUGGCCGUACCGCGCCGUGGCCACCGCCCUCGAGGUGGUCCCGCGCACCCUCAUCCAGAACUGUGGAGCCUCCACCAUCAGGGUGCUGACAUCACUCAGGGCCAAACACACCCAGGAGAAGAGUGUGAACUGGGGGGUGGAUGGAGAGACCGGCUGUCUGGCUGAUAUGAUGGAGCUGGGCAUCUGGGAGCCUCUCGCUGUUAAAGCUCAGACCUACAAGACAGCCAUGGAGACGGCCAUCUUGUUGCUGCGUAUCGAUGACAUCGUCUCCGGUCACAAGAAGAAAGACAAAGACGAGCAGAUGGGAGGACAGGGAGCCGAGUAGACCCCCCAGGGUCCAGGUCUACGUCAGAGUCACUCAGCGGGGGUGUGUGUGUGUGUGUGUGUGUGUGUGUGUGUGUGUGGGGACCAGACGACUCGCUGCAACUUAAUAAACGGUCAAUAAAGUGAAAGUUAUAAACUA
This is a messenger RNA of Perca flavescens (yellow perch), 1843 nucleotides long. RefSeq names its product chaperonin containing TCP1, subunit 3 (gamma) (gene cct3). The transcript has 15 exons. Gene Ontology annotation, molecular function: ATP binding; ATP hydrolysis activity; ATP-dependent protein folding chaperone. NCBI's taxonomy places the organism in Eukaryota, Metazoa, Chordata, Actinopteri, Perciformes, Percidae. Gene Ontology annotation, biological process: protein folding. The record is from RefSeq and is a predicted model, not a curated record.